Molecule: messenger RNA, 2397 nt
Organism: Arabidopsis lyrata subsp. lyrata
Lineage: Eukaryota; Viridiplantae; Streptophyta; Magnoliopsida; Brassicales; Brassicaceae
Product: ubiquitin carboxyl-terminal hydrolase MINDY-1
Exons: 13
Coding region: 151-2214 (687 amino acids)
Biological process (GO): protein K48-linked deubiquitination
Cellular component (GO): cell periphery; cytosol
Molecular function (GO): K48-linked deubiquitinase activity; cysteine-type carboxypeptidase activity; cysteine-type deubiquitinase activity
Source: RefSeq, a predicted model, not a curated record
CUCUUUCGAUUUGGAUCAGAAAAAAAAAAAAAAUUUCUUCGGAAUUUCCAAUAAUCUGUCUCUCUUCUUCUUCUUCUUCUUCUUCUUCGAUCGAAAUUUGACUUUUUCGAAUUUGAUUUUUAUUAGCUUUGGUUGAGAUCAUCAUCGUCAAUGGCGACCGCUUCAUCUUCAGAAUCUCCUAACGAAGAAACGCAUACGAAUCAAGAAGCGAUGCAGCAGCAAGAUUUGUUGCCAAAGGAAACUACUAAUACUACGGAGGAAGAGGAGAUUUUGUAUAAGACGAAAUCGAUUCAGUUCCUUGGACGAACCACACCUAUCAUUCUCCAGAACGAAAAUGGACCUUGUCCUUUAUUAGCCAUUUGUAAUGUUCUUCUCUUGAGAAACAACUUGAAACUAAAUCCUGACUGUUAUGAGGUUUCUCAAGAGAGAUUGAUGUCUCUCGUGGUCGACAGACUGAUUGAUUCCAAUAGUAAAGUCAAUAACAAAGAUGAAGGAUAUAUUGAGAAUCAGCAACAGAACAUUGCUGAUGCAAUUGAUCUUCUUCCACGACUUACUACUGGAAUUGAUGUCAAUAUUAAAUUCAGGAGGAUUGAUGAUUUUGAGUUCACCCCUGAGUGUGCAAUAUUUGAUUUACUUGACAUUCCCUUAUAUCAUGGAUGGAUAGUUGAUCCUCAGGAUGUUGAAGCAGCUAAUGCAAUUGGAAGCAAGUCGUAUAAUGCUCUAAUGGGUGAGCUAGUUGCCCUGGAGACGCAGAAUGUAGAGGCUCAAGGUGAUCAAAAUCCCGGAGAAGAUUCUGUUGAUUUUGCUGCGGCAACUACUGCAGCUUUAGGGGUUCCUUCACCUUGUCUUUCGAAAACAAGAUCUUUUGAUGAUUCUCCACCUGCGGCUGCAGAGCUUCGCAGAAUGAGAAAGGGGGAUCUUGAAGAAGAAACAGAGUUGUUGCAAGCCUUGCAGUUAUCACAGGGGCAGGGGAAUGAUUCAACUCCAAACACUCACGGAGACUCAACCAAUCAAGACUCUGCGUUCACAUUUUCAGAUGCAAGUCCAACUAGCACCCAUGGUACUAAUAUCAGUCAGCUAGACCAGUUUAAAUCUGAUGAUGAUAAAGCAUCAGAAAAUGAUGGCAAUGUGAUCAAAGUUGGGGAAUUUCAGACACCGAUUACAAUUAAAAGUGAGGAUCUCAACCAUGAUCAAUUAUCUUCGAAGCAAACUGGAGUUGAAACGGCCUGUGAUGUUGAGAACGCGAGUAGCAGUAAAAAGGCCAUUGUCGAUGUAACUUCUUCUGAGGCGCUCUUUGUGGAUAAGGCUAAUCUGGAGUCAGCGAAAAUUGAAAGCAGUUCUGAGAGUCUACUCAAGUCUGAUGCAGCUUCUGUUGAUCCAGAUUUUAGUUGCAGAUCCCAGCAUGACAAUGUGCCCAAUGCGUUUACCUCACCUGUACCUACCGAUGAACCUAUGUACGAAGGUGAGGAAUGUGUAAACACAGUGGCUCCAGUUUGUGCAGACAAAGAACCUGUUUAUGAAGGUGAGUCACUUCUGGGUAAAAGGGUUGAGAAGGAUGUGGGUGAUUGUUCUUCUGAAGGAAGGGCUACAGAUGGGCUCACAGCAGAAGAAGGUGAACUAAUCAGGAACUUUAUGAAGAAUAGUGCAAGUCAAUUAACCUUUUGUGGACUCUUUCGCUUGCAAGAAGGCCUUAAAGAACGUGAACUCUGUGUUUUUUUCCGCAACAAUCAUUUCUGCACCAUGUUCAAGUAUGAAGGUGAACUUUAUCUUUUGGCUACAGAUCAAGGUUACCUGAACCAGCCUGAUUUGGUUUGGGAAAAACUAAACGAGGUUAAUGGCGACACUGCAUUCAUGACUGCUACCUUCAAGGAUUUCAAGAUUGACAGUAGCACAGGUGGCGCAAGUGGCACAUGGGAUGAACGAAACGCAGUCACAAAUACUGCUGAUUAUCUUGCAAGCAUCAACAAUGUAGCGGACACAGACAUAGAUGUCAACUCUGAUCUACAACUAGCAAUAGCUUUGCAACAACAAGAGUUUGAGGACCAGAGCCCACGUAGUAACCCAACUCCACAACCAACAAGUGUUGCUACCUCACGAUUGGUCACUGGUCCACAGGUACCAAGGAGCAGCCACAGGCCAUCAUCAGCUGCAGCGUCUUCAAGACACGACGGCAAAUCCCCAAAAGAUAAAGAUAGCAAAUGUAGAAUCAUGUAAAUCUUCAUUUCACUUCUGUAAAUGUCCAACUUUUUAUACUCCCUAACUAAUUUUAAUCCUUUAAAAGCAUUUUGGUUUUAACAAAAAAAAAACUAAACUGUAAUUGCGCUUUGCCUAAACUAUUUUUUUGUUGCUCAUAAAAAUCAGAGCUUUCUUUUAUCCUAUUGAGAAGUGGGAGACGAA